Molecule: messenger RNA, 1248 nt
Organism: Hevea brasiliensis (rubber tree)
Lineage: Eukaryota; Viridiplantae; Streptophyta; Magnoliopsida; Malpighiales; Euphorbiaceae
Exons: 5
Coding region: 1-1248 (415 amino acids)
Source: RefSeq, a predicted model, not a curated record
AUGCGGACUGCAUUGUGGGCCAAAAAGAAAUAUAGUUUUAUUAAUGGAUCUGUCAAGCAACCAGCAGAUGACUCACUGGAACUCGAAGAUUGGUGGACGGUUAACUCUAUGCUGACCAUCUCUCACAUGGAGAGCGUAAAGGAUCUGUGGGAGGAUAUUAAACAAAGGUUCUCGAUUGGGAAUGGUCCACGAAUGCAGCAACUGAGAUCGGAUCUGGCGAAUUGUAGGCAGGAAGGUCAAUCGAUCGUGUCCUAUUUUGGAAGACUCAAAACGUUAUGGGAUGAAAUAAACAACUAUGAUCAGAUACCAGUGUGUAUGCAUGCGAGUUCUGAAUGCAAUCUUACCAUUGAAUUGGAAAGAAAGCGUGAAGAAGAAAGAGUUCAUCAGUUUUUGAUGGGCUCGGAUGAAGAAGGAUACGGAACAAUGCGCUCUAAUAUUUUGAGCACUGAACCCUUGCCCAAUUUGAAUCGUGCCUAUGCUAUGGUUGUUCAGCAAGAGCGGGUUAUCCAGAAUGGUGGGGUAAUAGACCACGUGGAACUUCUGCUGGACGAGGAGGUGGUUAAAAGCGUGGCAAUGGAGCGGAACGUAGCAAGGGAGGAGUUACUCGUGCCAACACCACACAAUCAACUGGAGUUGAUGAAUGGUGGCAAUGAGAGGCUGACAGGUACGCAGAAGAUAUUUUCUUGGAUUAUUGACAUAGGAGCUUCCCAUCAUAUGACAGGAACGUUGGCAUUUUUUAGUGAAUUGCGUGACAUUGUGCCAUGCUCAGUUGGGUUACCUAAUGGAGAAAAGACCUUGGCAGUGAAAGAAGGAACUGUGUUGCUUGGAGGAGACUUGAAAUUGCAACGAGUCCUUUAUGUGCCAGAUUUGAAUUGCAAUCUGGACCUAAAUUCGAGGAACUUGAUUGGAGCGGGUAAGCAACGCGAGGGGCUGUACUUUCUCAAGGGAGUGACAUUGGUACAUGCUUGUAAGGUAGCUGAUGUGGGGUCUUUUGAGCUUUGGCAUAAGAGAAUGGGUAAUCCUUCUUAUAAGGUGGUAGAGUUAAUUCCAGAAGCUGGUAGCAUAGUUAGAAAAACUAAUAAAACUUGUGAAGUUUGUUUUAGAGCAAAGCAAAUGGGGGAGAUUUUCUUUUCUAGUGACAAUAAAGCUGAUGGUUGUUUUGAAUUGAUACAUUGUGAUUUGUGGGGACCUUAUAGAGUUCCAACUUCUUGUGGAGCAAUUUACUUCUUAGCAAUUGUUAAUGAUUAA